CGCCGGAAGCGGGGGAGGGGAGCGCUGCCGCCAUGUGCCAGGCGCAGGAGGAGUACGGGGGCUGCGACCCGCCCCGCAGGCGGCCCCGGGUCAGCUGUGCGCAGAAGUGCAUGAAGUGCAAGGAGGCCUCGCCUGUGUUGGUCAUUCGUGUUGGAGAUGCCUUUUGCAAGGCCUGUUUUAGGGAGUAUUUUGUUCACAAGUUCCGUGCAAUGCUUGGGAAGAAUCGUGCCAUUUACCCAGGAGAGAAGGUUCUUCUUGCAUUAUCAGGUGGACCUGCCUCUAGCUCAAUGCUUCGACAAGUCCAAGAGGGGCUGAGUCGGGAAACAGCCAAGAAACUGCGCUUUAUACCAGGCAUCAUCUACGUUGACGAGGGAGCUGUGUGCGGACAAAGCCUGGCUGAGAGAGGGGAGACGCUGCUCCAGAUGGAGACCAUCCUGCAAGCCUCAAGGUUUCCAUAUCACCUGGCCCACUUAGAAGAGGUAUUUGACUUGCCCAGCUCCAUCCUGCAGCGUGCGCCCCACAAUCCCACAGGCCCCAAGAACAGCUACAAGGAAGCAGUGGAGGGCUUCAUCCGCCAGCAGAGGCAGGAGGAGGGUGGAAGCCCCUCUCUCCCAGAGAGGCAGAUCCAGGAGAAGCUUGCUGAGGUCAGCCUGCGAGAUGUGCCCGGAAUGGAGGGGCUGGCCGACCCAGAAGCCAGGCUGCGGGCUGCAGUCCGGACUGAGCAGCUGAUCCGGCUCUUUGGGUCCGUGAAGACCUUGACGGCUAAAGAAGAGCUUCUGCAGACCCUGAGGAACCACCUGAUCCUGCACACGGCUAGGGCCCAAGGGUACUCCAAGGUCAUGAUGGGAGAGAGCUGCACCCGCCUGGCUGUCAAACUGCUGACCAACCUCUCACUGGGGCGGGGAGCCUCUCUCGCUAUGGACACAGGCUUCUCGGACGAUCGCCAUGGCGAUGUGGUGGUGGUGCGGCCCAUGAGGGAGUACUCUGCCAAGGAAAUCGCCUUCUACAACCACCUGUUUGGCGUUCCCACGGUCUUCACUCCUGCCUUGGACACCAAGGCCCUGGAGAAGGCCAGCAUCCACCGGGUGAUCGAGCGCUUCGUCUAUGGUCUGCAGGCAGAGUUCCCCUCGACCAUCAGCACCGUAUACCGGACGGGCGAGAAGCUGAGCGCGACCCCUGGAGACGCCGGCCCUGCUGCUGAGCCCGAACGCUGCCUCCUGUGUUUGUGUGCCCUGGACACCAAUGUGGAGGACGGCUCCGCUUUGCAAGCCAUCCUGGUCUCGGAGCAGCUCUCCCAGCAGAAGCUGCCAGCUGCGUCGCCAGCCGGGAGAGGGUGCUGCCCGGGGGCAGAGGAGCAGAGAGGAUGCUGCACGAACACGACAGCUCCAGGGGCCGACGCCCGGGUCAACUUCCUGCCCCUGCUCUGCUACGGCUGCAGACUGACCAUCAAGGACACGACCUGCCUGGAGAGCCUCCCGCUCUACGUCCGCUCGGAGGCAGAGCGCAGGAAACGCAGGGCCGCGAUGAAGCUGGAAAUUCAGGAGUUCUUGCUGGAAGAUGAAGCUGUGACUCCGGGUGAGAGCUGACAGCUGGACUGGGGCCCUGGGCUGACUCCCCAGUCUCAAGCAGGUGAGGCCAGGCUGAGUCAGGCCCUCAGACUGCGCCAGCCCCCCGUGGAACGCCCAGCCGGGAGGAGGCAGCUUCACACCCGCCUGCGCAAGAAGAUGGAUUCAGUCAGUCACACUAACAGGCCAUGGCUUGGCUUUUAUUAGAGAUCUGUAUAAAUAAACCAUUUGAAUUUUAAAAAAA
This is a messenger RNA of Gopherus flavomarginatus (Mexican gopher tortoise), 1809 nucleotides long. It is a transcript of the gene CTU2, whose product is annotated as cytosolic thiouridylase subunit 2. Gene Ontology annotation, molecular function: tRNA binding; sulfurtransferase activity. Bases 33 to 1586 code for a protein of 517 amino acids. Gene Ontology annotation, biological process: tRNA wobble position uridine thiolation. NCBI's taxonomy places the organism in Eukaryota, Metazoa, Chordata, Testudines, Testudinidae. The record is from RefSeq and is a predicted model, not a curated record. Gene Ontology annotation, cellular component: cytosol. The transcript is spliced from 16 exons.